Messenger RNA from Zingiber officinale, 1413 nucleotides. RefSeq lists its product as uncharacterized. Bases 168 to 1145 code for a protein of 325 amino acids. NCBI's taxonomy places the organism in Eukaryota, Viridiplantae, Streptophyta, Magnoliopsida, Zingiberales, Zingiberaceae. The record is from RefSeq and is a predicted model, not a curated record. The transcript has 2 exons.
AAAUAUAAAAUUGUUGUUAUUUCUAUCGCUCCCGUCAUUUUUCUCAUUGCUUGGCUCUCUGCCGAUUUCCGAUUGGAAGAUCCCUAAUUCUUGUUGCGAAACUAAGGAAAGAUAGUUGAAGUUUUUUUUUUCCUGCUGAUUGAUUUGAGGUCUUCCGUUUCGCGGUGAUGGUAGAUCAGCCACCGGCGGAGGACGAGGGCCUUUCUCUUCCCCAGAGGACCGUCAGAGUUAACUCCGGCUGCCCUAGAGGCAUCUCCCUUCCGCCCCCUUCGCCUUCUUCGUGGCUCGAGAUUCGCUUAUUCUAUGUCCGUGUCUACCCCUGCGCCGUCGACGCCGUUCCGCCCCAGGUUACCCUCUCCUACCUCCGUCGCGAUGUGGGCGCCGUCAUCGAGAUCAACAGUGCACGCGUCCCCUCAUCCGAUCCUACCUCUCUUUCCCUCCGUCGCGAUCGCCUGGACCAUGACGCUGCUGAAGUAACUUAUGUGAGCACUGAUUCCGUGCGGAUCGCCGAAGCGGUUGAUUUUCAAAUCUGCGAUGAUCGGGGCAACCUACUGCUGCGCGGUUCUCUGGGGAGGACGGAGGCGCUUCUGAACAAUUCAUCCGUCAGUUUCGACCAACAUCAUUCGCCCGAUAAGAAUCCAAACGGAUGGAGCAUGGACUGUUACUCGGCAGCUUCAACUGGAGCGUCUGCUUUCGUGCAGUCCAGACUCGGGAUAUUUUCACCCUCUUUUGAGGUCUAUGUGGCUGGCUGUUUUGCAACGGUGCCGGUGAUCUUGACGCAGACUGUGCAGCUAAGUGGCAGGAGGAAGGCUGUUAGACCUGGAAAUCUUGACUCGAUUCCAGAGGAUGAAGAAACCUCAGGUCAUCAAGAGUUAGUUCUUCGAAGGGCAUCAUCAUCACUUGCAGAGGAAACUAAUGAAUGUGAUUUGAGUAUACACGAAAGGCAUGGCUACUACUAUCCUGGAGGUUGGUACUCCGAGGAGGACGAUGGGCAACUGACCUGGUUCAAUGCUGGUGUAAGAGUCGGUGUUGGAAUAGGAUUGGGAAUGUGUGUUGGAAUAGGAAUUGGCGUUGGACUUCUUAUGCGUUCGUACCGGGCCACCACCACUAACUUCAAAAAGGCGAUUCUUUUGACAUCCUUCUAGUCUUCUAGACCAAUUCUACGGUCUUUGCUUCGAGGUCGGUUUUAUACUACGAGAAAGUUUUGCCUUUACAGUUGCACCUUUUCCAUGUUUGGUAGGUUCCUGAGAUAGAAUGCUUAAAAAAAAUUUUGUUUUCCUAUAAAUGCUCAUGGAAGCUGUUCAUUAUGCAUAUAGAAGUCUUUUGUAAUACCUGUGUGAAGUAUAAAAAGACCCUCAUAGAUACCAUGUGGAUAGACUGAACUAAAUAUACAAUGGAGAUCCAUUUUCCUUU